Molecule: messenger RNA, 735 nt
Organism: Panicum virgatum (switchgrass)
Lineage: Eukaryota; Viridiplantae; Streptophyta; Magnoliopsida; Poales; Poaceae
Product: ethylene-responsive transcription factor ABI4-like
Exons: 2
Coding region: 1-735 (244 amino acids)
Biological process (GO): positive regulation of DNA-templated transcription; response to stress
Cellular component (GO): nucleus
Molecular function (GO): DNA-binding transcription factor activity; transcription cis-regulatory region binding
Source: RefSeq, a predicted model, not a curated record
AUGCCCCGCGCGGAGUCCGGGAACGCCGGCGGUGGAGCUCAGCGCGGCGUGGUCGCCGUCGAUGGCGCCCGCCAGCCCGAGCUCAGGGGUGGACCGGACCUGGGGUGGGUGGGCGUGCGGGAGCGGCUCUGGGGCGGGUACGCGGCGGAGAUCCGCAUCCCGAGCAGCCGCUCCAGGGUGUGGAUCGGCCGGUUUGACCACGCCCUGCAGGCGGCGCUCGCCUACGACGCCGCCAUGUUCCUGUUCUACGGCCAGAAGCUGCCCAAGCUGCGCAGGUACAACUUCCCGGCGACGCCGCGCCCGAACGUCCCCGAGGUCGUGCGCAAAGGGCUCACCGUCGCCAACGUCAAGGCGAUCGCGGAGAAGCACGCCCGGAGCUUCGGCCGCUUCUUUCCGCUUCCACCGCCGCCCGUGAUCCCGGCCGCGGCACCAGCUGCGGCACCGCCGCAGAUGGCGGAGGCUGCUGCUGCUGCUGCUGCUGCUGCUGCCGGCGCAGGGCUUGCUGCACCCCUGCAGGUGCCGCCGGCUGCCGGCGAAGGAGGGGUUGCUGUUGAUGCUACCCCCGUCGUCGGCGCAGGAGCGACCGCCGUCGCCGGUGAUAGGCAUGGCGACGACGAGGUCUACAUAGAUGCUGAGAUCUUGACCGCUGCUGACUGCCAGUUCCCCAGCUACCCGGACGAUGAUUUCAUCGGGUUGCUGGACGUGGACAUGGACCUGAUCUUUAACGAGAUCUGA